GAAACGCUCAGGGAAACCAAGAGACACACUCGCACACUCACUCUGGGGGUCUGAAGGACACGACCUGGCCGUCCCUGCGACCGUUUGGCCAUUGUUGUCUUAUUCUCUUGAAACGAUAACGCUGGAACGAGUGAGCUUGGGUUUGGGAAGGAAACCUACUGUAAAUCUGGCUGUGUGAGGCGCGUCCGAAUGAAAUGAUAACCAUCAUCUUGGCUUUAACAGACAGGCUCCCAGCAACCGAAUCUAGUUAAGUUGUAUAUGUUCUGAUACUGAGCAGACAGAGGUGGAGAAAACCCUUCCAGGUGUUGAGAAAACAUCUAGAUUUUGUACCCAUCAUCAGUUGUUGCGCAACUCGCUGGACGGAAGAAUUGGUUCAUCUUUGUUUGGACUCUUCAUCUGUGAUGAGAGAGACUGACGGAAAUCAUCCACAACUUUGAGCUGCGGGUUGUGAAACUCAAAUGAACAGAUGAGUGAAGACAAAGCUGAUGGACAGCGCCUGUGGAGAGUUCCCUGCAUCUCUGCUUUCAGACCCAACGAGCAAACAUGCAUCUUUACCCCGUUUCAGAAAAUAAAUAAACGACCGUUUCUCUUUAAACUUCACCUCGGUCUGAAAUGCUACGCAGGUAAUGAGAAGAAAGGAAAAAUCCCUGUACGGUGAAAAUCGGAUAAAAUGUCUGCUCUUCAUAAGAAAUUUGGAAGCGACUAUCAGGUAGUGACCACCACAUCUUCCAGCCACCAGAAAGACAAGAGGAGGAAACGACAGCGAUUUGUCGACAAGAACGGACGAUGCAACGUCCAGCAUGGAAACCUGGGUGGGGAGACCAGCAGAUAUCUCUCAGACUUAUUCACAACUUUAGUAGACCUCAAAUGGCGAUGGAACCUCUUCAUCUUCAUCCUCACAUACACAGUAGCCUGGUUAUUCAUGGCUUCGAUGUGGUGGGUCAUCGCAUACAUCAGAGGAGACCUGUACCGAACUCAUGAUGAGAAGUACACACCAUGCGUGGCCAACGUCUAUAACUUUCCCUCUGCUUUCCUUUUCUUCAUUGAGACAGAGGCCACUAUAGGAUAUGGCCAUAGAUACAUCACUGAUAAAUGUCCAGAAGGAAUCAUUCUCUUCCUGUUUCAGUCCAUCUUGGGCUCCAUAGUGGAUGCCUUUUUAAUAGGCUGUAUGUUUAUUAAGAUGUCUCAACCCAAGAAGAGGGCAGAGACUCUGAUGUUUAGUGAAAAUGCUGCCAUUUCCAUGCGUGACGGCAAACUCACGCUGAUGUUCAGGGUGGGAAAUCUACGCAACAGCCACAUGGUUUCAGCACAGAUCCGGUGUAAAUUACUCAAGUCCCGACAGACGCCCGAGGGUGAGUUCCUCCCCCUGGAUCAGCUGGAGCUGGAUGUGGGUUUUAGCACCGGUGCGGAUCAACUCUUUCUCGUGUCACCACUCACAAUCUGUCAUGUGAUCGACACCAAGAGCCCCUUCUAUGAGCUCUCACAGCGAUCCAUGCAGACGGAACAGUUCGAAAUAGUCGUGAUUUUGGAGGGGAUUGUUGAAACGACUGGCAUGACUUGUCAAGCGCGGACGUCAUACACAGAGGACGAGGUGCUGUGGGGCCACAGAUUCUUCCCGGUCAUCUCUCUGGAGGAGGGCUUCUUUAAAGUGGAUUAUUCUCAGUUCCACGCCACAUUUGAGGUUCCCACACCUCCCUACAGUGCGAAAGAGCAGGACGAGGCUUUACUCAUGUCUUCUCCGCUCAUGGCCCCAUCUCUGUGCAACAGCGGAGAGAAGAACAGCUCCUUGGACUGCCUGGAACUGCUGGAGGAUCCAGAGAGCACAACCAAAUUACCUGCCAAGGUGCAGAAGAUGACAGGUAGAGACGGGCUCCCCAGGAAGCUCCUGAGAAUGAGCUCCACCACAUCAGAAAUGACAUACAGCCUUGGCGAACUGCCCAUGAAGCUCCAACGCAUCAGUUCCGUGCCUGGGGUCUCAGAGGAAAAGCAGGUUUCCAAGACAACUAAGAUUGCCACAGAGGCCAUUAGCAAAUCAGUUGCGGACUUGCCACCAAAACUGCAAAGACUGGCCGGGGGAGGAGGUCGCAUGGACGGACAUCUCCCCCCCAAACUCAGAAAGAUGAACUCUGAUCGUUUCACAUAGAAGAACUUUUGUUUUUCAGCUACUGUCAAAAGGGCCCUCAUAUACAUAUAUGCAGUAGCAGUUAAGUAGAUUAACAUAAUUGAAAACGUCUGUUCCUGUGGUGGCUUCACAUACAGUGAACAGACUCAUUCAGGUUGUUGUUACCACAGGCACAAUCUGGUAUUGAUGACAACCUCAAGUGCAUGGUAAAAUAUCUAUUUCCCUCUGAUGGCAUGACAAGCUGUACAUAUUUAUUUGCCAAGAAAAUGUUAGCAAAUAUUAAUUUCUCCAAGCCAUAUGGCGAUGUAGCGGACAGUUCCUCCUAUGUGGCAAAUUAGGCGUUUAUUCAAGUCACACAGUUGCGUUGUUUGCCAUAAUGCCUGUUUACUGAGCUUAUUUUACAAUGCAUGUUUAACUUAACAAAGGUGAUAAAUAGAUGUUCAGAUUUACUAAUUCCUUGUUUCAGUGUUAAUACAUACUUUAUUUGGAUUUUUCCCAUGCAUGGUUGUUAACUGAUAGACCAGUAAUGCAAAUAAUCCUCUUACAGCAAAAACUUAAUUAGUUAAGUAAUUAUUUAGAAAAGUAAAUCUAUUGAACACAGAACAAACAUUAUUGAGAAUUAUCAAUGAAUACUUGACUGUGGUAGGCUUUUUAUGGCUUUAGUAUUUACUGAGAGUAUUAGAAAAGGGGGCUGGGGGUAUAUAAAUCAUUUUGGAAAGCUGGUAUCUGUCAUCUCCUUUAUAAUAGUACCAGAAAUAUUGCCUUUUAUUUUGCUGUAUUUUUUUUCUCUCCAUCUACCUAAAGGGGUUUGAAUGCUGACUUGCUUUAUUUCGAUAAAGAAGAAGAUGCUUUGCAAAAAGUUGAUGCUGUACUUUUUAAAAGAAUUAAUGCAGAAAUAAAAAUGUACAAACAAA
This is a messenger RNA of Carassius gibelio (silver crucian carp), 3036 nucleotides long. It is a transcript of the gene kcnj3a, whose product is annotated as potassium inwardly rectifying channel subfamily J member 3a. Gene Ontology annotation, biological process: potassium ion import across plasma membrane; regulation of monoatomic ion transmembrane transport. Gene Ontology annotation, cellular component: plasma membrane. The coding region runs from base 671 to 2143 and encodes 490 amino acids. The transcript is spliced from 4 exons. The record is from RefSeq and is a predicted model, not a curated record. Gene Ontology annotation, molecular function: G-protein activated inward rectifier potassium channel activity. Lineage: Eukaryota; Metazoa; Chordata; Actinopteri; Cypriniformes; Cyprinidae.